AUGGGUAGGGUUAACGUGAAUUAACUGUGGAUUCUCUUACAACUGACGUCUGGCUUAUCCAUUUUUUUCAUAUUACAGACAAGGAUAUUGGAUGUGCCACUUAUGUACUUCAAUGCAACCCUUCCGAGACAUUGCUCCUGUGACUCAUAACGGUUUUUCGAACGGUAUCCUCCAGACAAAUCAGUCAGACUCCUCUUUAAAUCCUCUCUUCCAAAAAUUCGAUACUUUCCGGGGUAAUAUGGCCAUAACGACGGAUAUGUACGUAAAUCAGCACAGUCGCCAUCCCCACGGUGGCUCCCAUCUCGCACAUCCCAUGCAAUAUCACCACGGAAGCCAUCCUCAAGGUCUUCACAAUCUCUCAAACCCCUCCAACUGUCACGUACCAUCUAAUGGUUUCCCUCAGAUGGUGCGAGUUUGGGACGUCUGGGCCCACAAUUUUCAAGAAGGUAUGCGGCUCGUCCGGAGGCUAGCACGGAACUCGCGUUUUGUCGCCGUAGACACUGAAUUCCCUGGCGUUGUGGCAAAGGUUUUUGGAGAGUACACAAACAGUUUUGAGCAGGCGUACCACAACAUCAAGGUUAAUAUUGACAUGUUACGGCCCAUCCAGAUCGGUUUCAGCUUCUUCGGUGAGCGUGGCCAGUCCGUGGAUUUAGUUUCUACCGUCCAGUUUAAUCUCAAGUGGAACGUCGACAACGAGACGCACGCAGCGGACUCAAUUCAGCUACUAGAAUUGUGCGGGAUUGACUUCGAAAAACUGAAAAUGAAUGGGGUCGAGCUGCAGGAGUUUGCGGAGGCCUUCCUUGCCAGCGGACUGGCUCUCAACGAAAACAUAACUUGGAUUGGUUUUCAUAGGUAA
This is a messenger RNA of Spirometra erinaceieuropaei, 856 nucleotides long. The record is from the annotation of a GenBank genome assembly. Lineage: Eukaryota; Metazoa; Platyhelminthes; Cestoda; Diphyllobothriidea; Diphyllobothriidae.